CUUGAUGGCUCCUCUUGGCCUUAUACCCACCAAAGCUCAUUCCCCUUCUCCAUCGGCACAUGUCGUUACCCACCUCAUUCUCCUCUUACUUUGUGUGAGCUUUGUGGCGGGGCAAAACAGCUGCAGUUGGUACGGCCGUGCCGGCUCCCUGCCGGUCAUUCGCGUCGACCCGUCGGGCCAUUCCGGGAACUUCACCACGGUGCAGUCCGCCAUCGACUCGGUCCCCGAGAACAACCAGCACUGGGUCUGCAUUUACGUCAAGGAGGGUAUUUACAGAGAGAAGGUGCAGAUUCCUCUUAGCAAGCCCUUCAUCAUCCUCAAAGGACGAGGGAAGAGGAAGACCGAGAUCGUUUGGAACGAUCACGAGACCAUCGCUCAGAGCCCCACCUUCACUUCUUUAGCAGAUAACAUUAUUGUCAAGAGCAUGAGUUUUAGGAACUCGUACAACAACCCGCUCAACCAGAACCCGAGGACCCCGGCGGUGGCGGCGAUGAUCUCCGGCGACAAGUCCUACUUCUACCGGGUCGGGUUUUGGGGGCUGCAGGACACAUUGUGGGACGUGCAAGGCAGGCAUUACUUCGAGCGUUGCUCGAUUCAAGGGGCGGUCGAUUUCAUCUUUGGGAGUGGCCAGUCCAUUUACGAGGGUUGCGCCAUACAAGUGCUCGGGAACGCCCUGGAGCCGGGGCUGCCAGGCUACAUCACAGCGCAGGGGAGGGAGAGCCACCACGAGACGAACGGGUUUGUGUUCAAGCACUGCAACGUGUUUGGCUUCGGUUCGACCUUGUUAGGACGGCCAUGGCGGCGUUACGCGCGGGUCCUGUUCUACUACUCUAACUUCACCACCGUCGUUGAACCCCGGGGAUGGGAUGCCUGGGGUUAUGUCGGCGAUGAGGGUGAGCUAAGGUUUGCUGAAUAUGGCUGCUACGGACCUGGAGCCGACGUGUCUAAACGAGUGAGCUGGGUGAACAAGCUCGAUACGUCAUCGGUGGAGAAACUGACGAGCUUAAGCUUCAUUGAUUCCGAUGGGUGGCUUGCAAACGCUCCAUUUUAGAAGAAAGGUUGAGAAAUGACCAAAAAAGAAGAAAAAAACUAGCCAAUGCUAUUGUUUAUGUUUCAAUUUAGUCCAUCCAUCCACCUUAUGCACAUUGUUGUUAUCAUCUCUUUCUUCUUCUUUGGCCCCCAUUUUUCAGGUUUUUUCCUAGGCAGAGUUUUAUUUUCAAUUGGUGGUGCUGAAA
Molecule: messenger RNA, 1235 nt
Organism: Syzygium oleosum
Lineage: Eukaryota; Viridiplantae; Streptophyta; Magnoliopsida; Myrtales; Myrtaceae
Product: probable pectinesterase 29
Exons: 5
Coding region: 5-1051 (348 amino acids)
Biological process (GO): cell wall modification
Molecular function (GO): pectinesterase activity
Source: RefSeq, a predicted model, not a curated record